Messenger RNA from Bacidia gigantensis, 438 nucleotides. RefSeq lists its product as uncharacterized. The transcript is spliced from 2 exons. Lineage: Eukaryota; Fungi; Ascomycota; Lecanoromycetes; Lecanorales; Ramalinaceae. The record is from RefSeq and is a predicted model, not a curated record. The coding region runs from base 1 to 438 and encodes 145 amino acids.
AUGACAAGCACGACAUCCUCAUGGCGUGCCCUAGUGACAAUCUAUACCGACUCCGACAAACCCCAAGUCGUCAACAUGACCUCCAUGACUUGGAUAGACAAGAAAAACAUUACACAUUCAAUGGACUUCCCGGGCGGAACAGGCAAGCUCGGCUCGGGCAAAGCAAGAGAGUACUGGGAUCAUCUUGAAAAUCAAGGCACAGCAUUAACUUUUUUGAUUCUUCUGGGCAUAGGCGCAUUGAUCCUGUUCAUGGCAAGCUGUGGCCAGAGGUGGGACCGCAAUCGACGGAGGAGACAUAUGGCGAAACAGAAACGGCAGGAAGAAAUCGAGCGGCGUGAGAAGUUGGGAGGAAAUAGCCAUGAAAUGAACCGCUUUUCUUCCAUGAAUCGGUUCCUCAAUACACCGCAGGCAGCACGAGAGGAUUUCAGAGCCAUCUGA